UAAAGCAGUUUUCUGGUCUACUCACAAGAAUUUUGGCUGUCCCAGCGGUUCCGUCACUAUUCUUCACAUCACGAAUUCUUUUUUAAUUCUUUCCUUCUGUUCUGUAGCGUGGAAUUGGCAAUGGCAUCCCAGAAUUCUCUGCACACAAUAUUUUUUAAGUAUAUGAGCUCAUAUAAUUGUGACAGCACGUCAUGGCGAGAUGAUAAAAAGUCAGAAUCACUCAAUUGGCUUAAAUGUCAUAUAUUGCAGGUUUAAUGGCCCACAAGUACAAUUUCUUAUCAUCAAGUAAUCAUUUGUCAAUGGGUAUGGCCGAAAUUUUAAUAUUGUCAAUGGGAAGAGAUGGAGCAUUGAUUUCACACGGAAACGCAACAAAAAUUAGGUGUCUGUAAGAGUAUAUACAGAAUGGCGAGCAGGCUGUGCUGGUAAGGAUUGUAUUAAUGGAUUUCCAGAACACAGAGGUGAAGCUGAGUGUGUUUGUUCUUCUGGUUUUUGUGUUAAUUGUAAUAUAUCCAGAUGGAUGUGUUGCCAGAUUUUAUGUGGAUUUCAUUCAAGCAGAUUUCUCGGCAACUGAGUUGAAUCAUGUGGACGAUGGAGGGAUUUUUCUGGCCUCCCAGAAUGGAACUUUCAAUUUGCAGCUGGACAAUCCGGAGAACGGACCUGAUUUCUAUGUGUGCGUGGUGCAUUCACAAUCCAAUGUUGUGGUUUGGACGGCCAAUCGUGCGGCACCCAUUUCGAAUUCGGACCAGUUCAUUCUCACGCAGGCAGGUGCUAGCAUCAAGACGACCCAGGGUCGAAUCCUGUGGUCUGCCAAGGGCAAAAAUGUCGGGAAUCUGCAGCUCAGGGACGAUGGCAAUCUGGUAAUGCGGGAUUUAUCGAACGGAUCGGUGUGGGAGAGCUUCGAUCACCCGACCGAUACGCUUCUUCCUGGGCAGCGGCUGGUGCUGGGGUCGAAUCUCAUAAGCAAUGCGGCGGAGGAUGACUUUUCUGUGGGAAAUUACGAAGUUUUGCUCACAGAGAAUGAUCUUCUCCUGCGCUGGCGUGUUCAGGGAUUCGAUCAAGAGACCUAUUGGAGCAUGGCGGGGGACUCCAGUGUGAUUAAAUUGCGGUCCAGUGCUGCUUUUACCCUAGCUUAUGCUGCUCUGGAGCAAUCAGGACUGAACCUUUACGCAAAUUCCUCGUCUUCUUCUUCUGCUUCUUCUUCCAUGGUUUUGCAGAUCCCUAUUUCGAGUAAUACGGCUCUGACAAGGGCAGUGAUCGAACCCUCGGGGAAUUUCGAGGUCCUGAGCUUCAUAAGCGGGAGAUGGUUGUCUGAAAUGGAGGCGGUGGAAGAGAAGUGCCUCUUGCCGGCCACCUGCGGCCCGCUCGGGAUCUGCCUAGGGUUAAGUAAUUCUCAGAGAUAUCAGUGCUCCUGCCCUGCGGGUUUCCAGAUGGUAAACCAGUCGGAUCCCUCUCAGGGCUGCAAAGGUCCUCAAUCUCCAAAUUGCAGUUCCAAUUACGGCGAUCUGCUAGUGGGAAACUCUAUUGAUUUCAUCAAAUUGGGAGGCGGGCUGGACUACUUUGCCCUAAAAUUUGAAACCCCAAUUAAAGCAUCCGCCAUUCAAGACUGCCAACAGAUUUGCCUCAAAAACUGCUCCUGCACUGCGUUUUUCUUCGACAACGCCUCGGUUUCCUGCUACUUUAACGGACCAGUCGGAACAAUCAGAAGCACCAGCAAGGGUUCCCAAGAUGCUUAUUUCAAAGUCAUCAGUGGAAAUACAAGCGGAGAAAAGCAGAGUACAGCUCAAUUGCUUCCCAUAAUGUUAGGAGUAGCAGCGGCCAUCUUCAUCUCCUUCGCGUGUGUCGCGCUGAUUGUACUCCGGUACAGGAAAAGAAUAAGUCAUCCGCCAUUAAAAAAGGCAGCGACUCCGGAUUGCGACAAUGAAGACGAGAACCUCCUGCUUUCGAUUCCCGGGCUCCCCACGCGCUUCAACUACGCUGAGCUCCAGUCGGCCACCGACAAUUUCAAGUACAAGAUCGGAUCCGGGGGUUUCGGCACAGUGUACCAGGGAACCCUACUAGACAACACCAGAGUCGCAGUGAAGAAGCUCCAGAGCCUCUUAGGACAGGGCAAAAAGGAAUUUUACUCAGAAAUUGCCACAAUCGGCAGCAUACACCAUGUAAAUCUCGUAAAGCUCCGCGGCUUCUGCGCCGAGGGUUCGAAUCGCCUGCUGGUGUACGAAUACAUGAACAGAGGCUCCCUGGAUCGAUCUCUCUUCGGAGGCCCUGUUCUGGAAUGGCAGGAGCGCUAUGAAAUUGCCCUAGCCACGGCCAGAGGACUCUCUUAUCUCCACCAUGGCUGCCGCGAAAAGAUCAUCCACUGUGACAUUAAGCCCGAAAAUAUCCUUCUGGACGACAAAUUGGAGACAAAAGUUUCGGAUUUUGGACUGGCCAAGCUUCUGAGCAGAGAAGAAUCGCAGGCUUUCACCACCAUGCGUGGCACCCGCGGCUACCUUGCGCCCGAAUGGCUCACCAAUUCCGCCAUUUCUGACAAAACUGAUGUCUACAGCUACGGCAUGUUGGUCCUGGAAAUCGUCGGCGGGAGGAAAAACAGUUUGACUCCCGAAUCUGGAGCUCAAGCGCAGGAUACCUUCAAUUAUUUUCCAACUCACGCGCUUCGGCUCUGUGAAGAGCGGAGAUUUUCCGAGGUGGCGGACCCGAGGUUGGAAGGAAGAUUUCAGGUGGAUCAAGUGGAGAAGCUGGUGAAAAUCGCCCUGUGUUGCGUCCACGAGGAUUCGAACCUGAGACCGACCAUGAGCAAGGUUGUCCAUAUGCUUGAGGGAAAUGUGGAGGUCGAUGAUCCGCAGGUGGAUUCCUUGAUGUUUUUGAAGAUCUAUGCCAGGACGCUUAAUAACUCUCCCAUGGAGAAAACUCCCAUGCUCUCCACCACCAGAACUGUUAAUAAAUAUUCGCCUAUGACCAGUUAUGCAAACAACUCGAUGAUAUCUUCGGUUCAGGUCUCAGGACCUAGAUGACAAAUGAGAUCUUUGGUUCAGGUUUCAGAACUUUGAUGACAAAUGAAAUCUUCUGUUCAGGUUUCUCUGGUAUUCUGCAUUCUUCUGCAACGCUUCUCAUUUUUACUACCGUGGAUUUUGUAGAAAGAUCCUGUUAAAAACUGCUCAUUUUAAGCCUUGCAUUACA
Cryptomeria japonica (Japanese cedar) is the source of this 3177-nucleotide messenger RNA. Its product is annotated as G-type lectin S-receptor-like serine/threonine-protein kinase At5g35370. The transcript has a single exon. Gene Ontology annotation, molecular function: ATP binding; protein serine/threonine kinase activity. Gene Ontology annotation, biological process: protein phosphorylation; recognition of pollen. NCBI's taxonomy places the organism in Eukaryota, Viridiplantae, Streptophyta, Pinopsida, Cupressales, Cupressaceae. Bases 438 to 3011 code for a protein of 857 amino acids. The record is from RefSeq and is a predicted model, not a curated record.